GACCACAUGAGGAACCAUGUCAACCAUUAUAAAUGUCCUCUUUGUGAUAUGACCUGUCCAUCACCAUCCUCGCUGAGAAACCACAUCAAAUUUCGUCAUUCCAACGAGAAGCCUUACAGCUGUGACUACUGCGAGUACAGCUGUAAAAACCUGAUAGAUCUGCGGAAGCAUUUAGACACGCACAGCAGUGAGCCAGCGUAUCGAUGUGACUUUGCAGAUUGUGACUACUCCACUCGGUCGCUUUACUCAAUCAAGAACCACUACAAGCGUGUUCAUGAG
Sinocyclocheilus grahami is the source of this 279-nucleotide messenger RNA. RefSeq names its product histone H4 transcription factor-like. Gene Ontology annotation, biological process: regulation of transcription by RNA polymerase II; anatomical structure development. The transcript has 3 exons. NCBI's taxonomy places the organism in Eukaryota, Metazoa, Chordata, Actinopteri, Cypriniformes, Cyprinidae. The annotation marks the transcript as partial. Gene Ontology annotation, molecular function: RNA polymerase II cis-regulatory region sequence-specific DNA binding; DNA-binding transcription factor activity, RNA polymerase II-specific. The record is from RefSeq and is a predicted model, not a curated record.